ACACGCACGCAUGCACAUACACACACGCACAUAUACACACACACGCACGCAUGCACAUACACUCACAAGCAUGCACAUAUACACACACACACUCACGCACGCAUGCACAUAUACACACACACACACACACACACACACACACACAAGCAUGCACAUAUACACACACACUCACGCACGCAUGCACAUAUACACACACACACUCACGCAUGCAUGCACAUACACACACAAGCAUGCACAUACACACACACUCACACACACACGCAUGCACAUACACACAGGAGCAUAAAGGCUUUUGUCCAAACCUUAUAUAUCAGUCAGUUUGAUACACCUGCUCAAAGCACACACUGUUCUCUAUUAUUUAAGAAUACUAAUACUAAUAAUGUUUGAGUGAGUAAUAACAGCAUAAUAAUACAACUAUUUUCAUAUAUAUAUAUUUAUAUCCCAGGGUGACCUCAGGUCAACUGUGUGUGUGUCUCUCUCUCUCCCUCCCUCCCCUGUGAUCCUGGCAUCAUGUAACGUUAGGUAGAAGAGGAAUAAUGGUCUUUUCCUGGUUUGAACUCAUGUCCUCAGCUCCAGUGAAGGGAAAUGUUGAUGCUACAGAUUUAAAACCAUUCUGACGUUCAGGUGUCACGUACAUUUGGCCUUAUCGUGUAUUCCUGAAUAUAAAUCGAGUUUUUACUUAAAAUUAAAUUCUUUCCUCAAACAAAUAGUUUUUCACGUAGUAUUUAGAGGAGCGGUGAGGAGCUCGGUUUAUUUAACUAAAGCCCCCUGGGUGAAGAUCCUCAUGAAGUUGGGUGAGGAGAUGUCGAGAGCGUGCAAAGCUUCUUCUGGAUGCUGUUAAGAAUUGAAACUAUAAAAUGGUUUGGAUUUGUUUAAGGCUGUUUGUGGUCACUGAGUAAAUCUGUAGGUGUUAUUUCUUUAAGCCGGUGUAUUCGAACUGAAUGUUAAUAUGGUGUAAAUAUAUUACUGGUUAAAGUUUGGACACGUGCGUCUGUGAAUGUGUGUGGGGACGAAAUGUCGCAUGAGGCUUCUGCCCUUCUUCCUGUUAAAAUAGUCUGACGCUAUUUUACGUGGUCUAGCGAUACAGGCUGCAACCUUUUUUGCAGGAACAUCUUUUAGUUCUCACGUCAAGAGCUCAGCUCAGUAUAUAAACACACCCAACAGUGUGUGAAGUUCUUCCUGAAGAAGAGAUGAAGAUGCUGCACUGGUCUGUGAUUCUGCUCACGCUGUCCGGUGUUCUCACUCAGGACAGUGGAUGGGGUGUGAAAUAUACGGUUAAUCCGACCUGUGCUGUGAGAGGAUUCAGUGUCUCCAUUCCCUGUAGUUAUUAUUAUCCAACAUCAAAUCCCAAUAUUCAGGUGACACAAAUGCUUUGGUGCUCAAUGAACUCAAACACAGAUAAGUGUAUAAACCCCCCGUAUGUUUAUAACAGCGCAUCAAUCACCACAUCAGACUUUGAGUACGCUGGAGACAACAAAUCAAACUGCACUUUGUUAAUCCACAAUGUACAGUUCAGUUAUUCUGGAGAGUACAAAUUCAGAUUUAUAACUGAUAAUCCCAGUGACAGAUGGACAGGUGAUCCUGGAGUGAUUCUACAAGUUGCAGAUUUAAAGGUGUCACUAAUCAGGCUCAGUGGAAACGGAACCCUUAAACAAGGAGACUCGUUAAAUCUGACGUGUGAUGUGAACUGCACACAAAGUUCCUCACAGUUUGUGUGGUCUAAGAAUAACGAGCGCUUACCUGAAUCAGGACCCGUUCUUCACUUUCCUGCUGUAACCGUGAGGGAUUCUGGGAGUUACACCUGCACUUGGAAAACCAGCAUGACGUCAGGAUCUGAAACGAUCAGCCUUCUCGUCGAGGAUCCUGGUCAUUGGUCAGUCUGGAUCAUUGUUUUAGUGACAGCUGGAGUGAUUUUCAUGGUCUUAGCUGUCCCAGCUGUGAUUUACAUCAGGAGGAGGAAAUUGAAAGCUCCGGAAGAAAACGGGGGGGAAAGUGGAGAGAAAACCCAGACAAAGCCACAGUUAAACCAAGUUGCUCAAGUUCCUGAUGAAGAAAAGUGGAACAAAGAGGACGUGACUUACGCGUGUGUCCAAAACAAAGCUACAAACAAAAGGUCAGAGGUCACAGCGCAGCUAAACCGAGUUCCUCGGCCUGAUGAAGAAGCGUUAGAUAAAGGAGACGUGAUUUAUUCGUCUGUGUCCGUCAACCCCAACAAACCAACCCAACAGUGUGUCCAGACUGAGCAGAAGGAGGAGGACGAUUGUGUGAUCUACAGCGUUGUGAAAAGGGCCUGAUGACGCUUUCACACCUCAUUCA
Ictalurus furcatus (blue catfish) is the source of this 2316-nucleotide messenger RNA. RefSeq lists its product as uncharacterized. NCBI's taxonomy places the organism in Eukaryota, Metazoa, Chordata, Actinopteri, Siluriformes, Ictaluridae. The record is from RefSeq and is a predicted model, not a curated record. The coding region runs from base 1191 to 2294 and encodes 367 amino acids. The transcript is spliced from 8 exons.